This is a messenger RNA of Elgaria multicarinata webbii, 4424 nucleotides long. It is a transcript of the gene TP53BP2, whose product is annotated as tumor protein p53 binding protein 2. The transcript is spliced from 18 exons. Gene Ontology annotation, biological process: regulation of apoptotic process. NCBI's taxonomy places the organism in Eukaryota, Metazoa, Chordata, Lepidosauria, Squamata, Anguidae. The record is from RefSeq and is a predicted model, not a curated record. Gene Ontology annotation, cellular component: nucleus. Gene Ontology annotation, molecular function: p53 binding. Bases 228 to 3683 code for a protein of 1151 amino acids.
CGGAGCGGGUCUCUGAGGAGACAAAGCGUCGAGCGCGAGCGGGGCCCAGGUCUGAGGGAAACGCAGGCCGAGACGAGUGCCGCCUAGCCUGGGAGCGACGCGGGUCGGAGUGCCUCUCGCAACAGGUUCCUAGCCCAGCAAGGCAGGCCGCUCCGCCUCCCCAGGCCCCGGCCAUUGGUCUCCUCCUCGGUCCCGGAGGGGGGGGGGAACCAGCAACACCCGCCUCAAUGCGGUUCGGAGCCAAGAUGAUGCCGAUGUUUCUUACAGUGUACCUCAGCAAUAAUGAACAACACUUUACUGAGGUGCCAGUUACCCCAGAAACCACUUGCAGAGAUGUAGUGGAUUUGUGUAAAGAGCCUGGUGAAACUGAAUGCCACCUGGCUGAAGUAUGGUGUGGCUCAGAGCGCCCUGUAGCUGAUAAUGAGCGCAUGUUGGAUCUUCUGCAGCGCUAUGGAGUCCAGAGAAAUGAGGUUCGGUUCUUUCUUCGCCAUGAACGGUCCCCUAAUCGGGAAACUGGGAGUGGACCACGGCUGCAAGAUCCAAGCUUGAAGAGAAACGGUGUAAAAAUGCCUGGUGAACGAAGAAUAGAGAAUGGAGUCAGUGCUCCUCGGAUGGAUAUGACUCUGGCUGAACUGCAGGAAAUGGCAUCACGACAACAGCAACAAAUAGAGGCCCAACAACAAAUGCUGGCUAACAAGGAGCAGCGGUUAAAGUUUCUGAAACAGCAGGAUCAGCGGCAGCAACAACAAGCUGCAGAGCAGGAAAAACUCAAAAGAUUAAAAGAAAUUGCUGAGAAUCAGGAAGCCAAGUUGAAGAAAGUGAGAGCACUCAAAGGCCAUGUGGAGCAGAAACGGCUCAGUAAUGGGAAACUAGUGGAGGAGAUUGAGCAGAUGAACAGUUUGUUCCAGCAAAAACAACGAGAACUGGUACUGGCUGUGUCAAAGGUAGAGGAACUUACUAGGCAAUUGGAGAUGCUGAAGAAUGGCCGGAUAGAUGGUUACCAUGACAACCAGUCUGCUGUAGCUGAACUUGACCGCCUGUACAAGGAGCUUCAGUUGAGGAACAAGCUGAACCAAGAGCAGAAUGCCAAGCUGCAGCAACAGAGGGACUGUUUAAACAAACGAAACUCAGAGGUGGCAGUCAUGGAUAAGCGUGUUAAUGAGCUGAGGGAACGGCUGUGGAAGAAGAAGGCUGCCCUGCAGCAAAAGGAGAAUGUACCGGUGCCUUCAGAUGGGAAUCAGCCACAACCUGUGGUAUCUACUCCAAGUCGAGUGGCGGCUGUUGGUCCUUACAUCCAGUCCUCCACCAUGCCGCGAAUCGCCUCAAGGAAUGAACUUUUAGUCAAGCCAGCCUUUCCAGAUGGGACUCCAACCUUACAAGCCCCAGAUGGCCCUUUGAAAACCCAGACUCUGCCGAACAUGAGGGCUGGGGUCCUUUCACAAAUGAAAGCUCCUGCCGGUAUUACAGUUGCUGGUUCAAAACCUGCACUCACUGUCAGUGACUGGAAUAAUUCAGUUGCUGAUAACUUUAUCAACCAAGGGCUAACUUCCUCAGUGACAAAAGCUAAUGGUAACAAUGAAGGGCAGGCUGGGGAUGGCGAUGUUCCUCUUCGAGAAAGAGAGAAGAAAGUACGCCCCUUUUCAAUGUUUGAUUCUGUUGAAUCAAAUGGAGGUACUGCAGUGCCUACAACAGGUACACUGCGAAAAAACCAGAGUAGUGAAGACCUCCUGCGCGAUGGCCAGGUGGGCACUAAAAAUGUGGCAAAAAUACCACCGCCUGUUCCCACCAAACCAAAACAGAUCAAUUUACCAUACUUUGGUCAAGCUGGUCAGGUGCCCUCCCCAGAUGUUAAGCCUGAUGGUAAUGUUCAGAAACUGCCUCUGACAAUUGCAGCCGCGGGGAGCAAGCAGAAACCACCAACCCCACUGACCCCACCAGCAGCUCAGCAGGUGCAGCAAAGAAUCUGUGUGUCUCCAAGUGGCCCUGCUACGAAUCCUGAUCUCACUCUUCUCAAACAAGAGAGCCCUCCUGCAGCAGCUGUGAGACCUUUCACCCCUCAGCCAGCCAAAGAAGCCCCUCCACCCCCUUUUCGGAAGCCGCAGACAGUGGCGGCAAGUUCAAUCUACAGCAUGUACACCAAACAGCAGACACCUGGAAAGAACUUUCAACAGGCGGUGCAGAGUGCACUGACGAGGGCACAAACCAGACCACAUUUUCCAAGUGUGUAUGGGAAGCCAGUUAUUGCUGGAGCUGGCCCCCCUAAUCAACAGCAGCAGAUGGAGAAUGUUUAUUCAAAUAGCCAAGGCAAGCCGGCCAGUCCAGAGCCCGAAAUGGAGGCUACAGCUUCGGCCAGUGAAAAUAACGAAACAGAACGUAUUCCUCGUCCGCUGAGCCCGACCAAGCUUUUGCCUUUCUUGUCAAAUCCUUACAGAAAUCAAAGUGAUGCAGAUCUAGAGGCUCUUCGGAAAAAACUAUCCAAUGCACCAAGACCGCUGAAGAAACGUAGCUCCAUUACUGAGCCAGAAGGUCCUAAUGGCCCUAAUAUUCAGAAGCUCUUGUACCAGAGAACAACUCUGGCUGCUAUGGAGACUAUUUCAGCCCCAUCAUACCCAUCAAAGCAAACUUCAGCAGUCAUUACUGAGAGCUCAGCUGAAAUCCCAAACCCUUACCUGAGCACAGAAGUGACAAAAGAAGUGGUUCCUACACCACCUGAGCCAACUAUUGCAGAGGAGGUGGAAAGCCCAACUACUGAUCAGAACACUGGUUCUCUGCCUUCAUCAGGACUAGAUAGUGUUCCUGAGGGGACAUCAGACAACGCUUCCAUUACUCAGCCUGAAAUGGAAGAACCAAGUCUAGAUAUGCCCAUGCCCAUAGAAAUGUACAUGGAAGAAUAUCCUCCCUACCCACCACCUCCAUAUCCUUCAGGAGAACCAGAGAAUUUUGGAGAGGACUCAUUCAGUAUGCGACCCCCUGAAGUCACUGGGCAGUUCUCUUUACCACCUGGUAAAAGGACAAACUUGCGCAAAGUCGGCUCAGACAGGAUUGACCAUGGAAUGCGAGUGAAAUUCAAUCCUCUUGCUUUGCUUCUAGAUUCCUCUCUUGAGGGAGAAUUUGACCUUGUGCAGCGAAUCAUUUAUGAGGUUGAAGAUCCCAGCUUGCCCAAUGAUGAGGGCAUCACUGCACUUCACAAUGCUGUGUGUGCCGGUCACACAGAAAUUGUGAAAUUCCUGGUACAGUUUGGUGUAAAUGUAAAUGCUGCAGAUAGUGAUGGAUGGACACCAUUGCAUUGUGCAGCAUCUUGCAAUAAUGUCCAAGUGUGCAAAUUCCUAGUGGAAUCUGGUGCUGCUGUGUUUGCCACAACGUACAGUGACUUGCAGACUGCAGCGGACAAGUGUGAAGAAAUGGAAGAAGGCUACACACAGUGUUCCCAGUUUCUUUAUGGAGUACAAGAAAAAAUGGGAAUAAUGAACAAAGGAGUGGUCUAUGCUCUCUGGGAUUAUGAAGCUCAGAAUGAUGAUGAACUGUCCAUGAGAGGAGGAGACUGCAUGACAGUCCUUCGCCGGGAAGAUGAAGAAGAAAUAGAGUGGUGGUGGGCACAGCUAAGCGACAAGGAAGGAUACGUGCCACGCAACUUACUUGGGCUCUACCCUAGGAUUAAGCCAAGGCAAAGAAGCCUGGCAUGAAAACAUUUGGAAGCAAUUUUCUGAAGUACCAGCCACAGAAUGAUUUUAUCUUUUUGCUAGAAAAAAAAAUGCAUUUUUGUGUUGGCACCAAUUUCAUGAAACUUACUUCGAUUUCAAUGUGAUAUGAAAGCAACACUGAAUAUGUUUUGAAACAGAUGAAGGAUACACUGCAUUCACAAAUGGUGGAAAAUAUUCCCCAAUCUGGAAUGCUACUUUCAAGCAAAUGAACUUGUCUCCAUUUAGGCAAACUAAGCCUAAUGGCGAAUCACUGCCUGGUCUGCCUUUGCAGAUGGCUUCCCCACUCUUCCCUUUGGAUUCUCUCUUGAUGGUACAUUACAAUCGUUACCCUAGACAGUCACUGUUCUUAUGCUCCUUGCAUUCCCUCCUUUAGAAACUGCGCCAAUAUAAGUCAGCCAAGCUAUUCAUACAAAAAUUAAUAUCAAACCUUCUGCUUAUGAAAUGUGUCUUAGUAGCAGAGUUAACUGUAUGAAUGCAUCUUAAAAUAAGGAACCUAAACCAAUUCUCUGAGCAAUAACUUUUAAAGUGCAGUAGCAUUUUAGGAUUCCAAAGUAUUUGAAAUAUAUGCUAUCUCACAGGUAAUGUAGCUUAUAGUGUUUUUUAAAAAGUCUUUUGUAAUUUGGAUAUUAAAUGUCGAAAAUCUGUGUAGACCGUACAUCUCACAAAUUUUGUUACAACUAUCUUUUUAUUCUUAACUGUGAUUAAAUUUUUGCUUCAGAAAUA